AUGUCGCUCGCCCAAGUCGAAGUGCUCGUCCCCGGCACGCCCAUCACCGCCCACGCCUUCAACGCUGAUCGCACUCGUCAGUGCACCGCACCCCGCUUACCGCUUACACCAACCACCUCGAGGCUGACUCGACCCUCUUACUCUCUCUCGUGCAGAAUUGGCCAUCUCGGCCAACUCGAACCAAGUGCGCAUCUACGCCCAGGGCAACAAGGGCUGGCAGUUGACGUCGACCCUGAGCGAGGUCAGUCGGAGCGUCAUCGCCCCCACCCCCGUCGAGGCGCGCUCUCAACGCGAGUGAACUGACUUUGUCCUGCUGCUCCCUCCCCCUCUACCCACAGCACGACAAACUGGUCACCUCGAUCGACUGGGCCCCCCACUCGAACCGUAUCGUCACCUGCUCCCACGAUCGCAACGCCUACGUCUACACCAAUACCCACGGCGCAUGGACCCCGACCCUCGUCGUGCUGCGCCUGAACCGAUCCGCGACCUGUGUGCGUUGGUCCCCGACCGAGGACAAGUUCGCCGUCGCGUCGGGCGCAAGGUCGAUCGCCAUCUGCCACUAUGACCAGGAGAGCGACUGGUGGGUCGCCAAGCACAUCAAGAAGCCGCUCAGGACGACCGUGCUCUCGCUCGAGUGGCACCCCAACUCGGUCCUGCUCGCCGCGGGCAGUGCCGAUGGCGUCGCUCGCGUCUUUUCGGCUUGGAUGAAGGGGAUCGAUUCCAAGUAGGUCCUUCUGAGGCUACUUGGGCCGUGAUGGGCUGGGGCGACCACUCCCGGGUCCUCUUUCGGGCUUGGGACAGGCGAGCCGAGAGCUAUGAAGAGAGAGAGAGACUGAAUGCUGAACCCCAUCCCGCGAUCGCUAUCACUCCCGACCGCAGGCCCGAACCGAGUGUUUGGGGUGAAAGGCUACCCUUCAACACCGUCUGCGGCGAGUUCGCGUCCCCCGCCGGAGGUUGGGUUCACGGCGUCGCUUUUUCGCCCUCCGGAGAUGCGCUCGCCUUUGUCUGCAAGUUCUCCUGACCACGUUGCGGCGUCCUUGCGAUAAUAUGAGCUGAAGAGAGACACCAUUCGGGAUCCACAGCGCACGACUCGACCCUCACCGUCGUGUACCCGGCCGGUGCGGACCAAGCGCCUCGGGCGAUUUACGCCGUCCAACUCGCGUCGCUGCCUCUGCUCUCGCUCGUCUUCACCUCGGAAGGAUCGAUCGUCGCCGCCGGCCACGACUGCCAACCGAUGCUCUUUGAGGGCUCGGUCGACGGUGGGUGGGCCCAGACGCGUUCGUUGGACGACCCCGACAAGCGCUCGGGCGGAGGCGCCGUUGCGGCUCGCUCCGGUCGCCUGGCUCAAAGUGAGGCGUUUAACGUCUUCCGUCAAGCCGACUCGAGGGGUGUCAGCAGCAGUGCGGCCGCCGGCAGCGUCGCCAGUCCCGGAACGAGGUUGACGGCGACGGGAACCGAAUUGUUGACCGUGCACCAAAACACGAUUACGAGCGUGCGCACGUAUGAUUACGAAGGCGCGAUAAUUUCGACGACCGGUGUCGACGGUCGCUUGGCGUUGUGGAAUGUCCAUGGCGAGGUUGGGGGUGUGACGCGUGCGAUGGGGAGGAUGGGUGUGUGA
Molecule: messenger RNA, 1618 nt
Organism: Microbotryum saponariae
Lineage: Eukaryota; Fungi; Basidiomycota; Microbotryomycetes; Microbotryales; Microbotryaceae
Source: the annotation of a GenBank genome assembly